AAUGUCGAAGCGACAAAGCUCACUGAUGUCUUUCUUCACCAAAACUCCGAAAUCUGAGAAGCCGGAGGAAGAAGUUAAAGAAAAAAGUGUUGAGGAGCCGAAAUCACUGAAAAAUGAUACUCCGAAGAUAUCAAAUGAUUCCGAAAAGAAGGUCUUGAAACGAUCCAACUCAAAAACCGUCAGCUCACCGGUAAAAACUCCAAGAAACGCGUCAAAACGUCCAAAAGUCGUCGUUUGUUCCUCUUCUGAAGGUGAAGAUGACGAUGGAGAUGAGGAUUUUGAGAUGAAAGAAGCCGAAGAACACGAAUCAUCGGAUGAAUCGGAAGCUGAUGAGAAUGCGAGUGACUGUGAAGUUGUUGAAUCGCCAGAGAGCACACCGCAGAGCACACCGAAACGAGGAGGAAAGAAGAAGAUUUCGAAACCUCUCCUCGCUGAAAACACCCCAAAAAGCGUAAAAAUGGCUGGAAAAUCGAAAAAAGUGAUUCCCGACGGAGAAGCCGUGUCGAUGGCCGGAGUUUUGGACAAAAUGGAUAAAAUUAUGGACGGAGAGGGUGAACGCAAGCGAAUCGUCGAGAAAACCACCGGAGCCAAGAACAAGGCAGUGGAGCUGGAGCCCGCUGAAAGAUUUGAUCAUGAAUCUUUUGAUUUUCUGAAGCCGGAUAAAAUUCGUGAUGGUUUCAAGCGUCCGAUGUCUGAUCCAGAAUAUGAUCCAAAAACUCUCUGGGUUCCUCCAGAUUUUCAUCAAAAACAGACACCAGGUCAUCGACAAUGGUGGACUAUGAAAUCACAGCAUUUCGAUACAAUUCUCCUUUUUAAAGUUGGAAAAUUCUAUGAAACAUAUCAUAUGGAUGCAGUGGAAGUUGUUCGUGCACUUAAUAUUGCUUUUAUGCGUGGAUCAUAUGCUCAUGCUGGCUUCCCGGAGCACGCAGCCUCAAAAUUCGCUGAUCAACUAAUGAAUCACGGCUAUAAAGUGGCUCGGAUCGAGCAGACUGAGACACCUCAAAUGUUGGAGGAGAGAAAUCAGAAAACGAAAACAAAGGAAAAAGUUGUGAGGAGAGAAGUGUGUAGGGUUACAUCGAAUGGAACACGAACUUAUGGAGUUUUGGAUGGUGUUGAUUUGGGAAGUGCUUCGUCGACGUUGGAUCCGACUGCUAAGCAUUUGUUGGCGAUUAAGGAAUUCCAUAACCCAGAAACAGGAAAAUCCUCCUACGGAGUGUGCAUGAUUGACACAACGACUGCACACAUUCGUAUCGGACAAUUUGAAGAUGAUGACUAUCGUUCACAACUGCGUACACUUCUCGCGAAUGUGAUUGUUGUUCAGGCGAUCGUUGAGCGUGGAUCCAUCUCUUCAACCACUAAAUCAAUUAUUAAUGGAAUUCUUUUCUCGGUUCCCGUUGAGCAUUUACUCCCGAAAAAGCAAUUUAUGACAGCCGAAGAUGUUGUGAGAAUUGUUUCAAAUGAAGAUUAUUAUGGAUCUGAUGCUUCUGAAUGGCCGGAAGUUCUGAAGGGAAUGCUGGAGGAUUCCAGUAUUCUUCCAAAACCUUCAACCGACUGGCAACUGGCUCUUUCAGCAUUUGGAGCAAUUUUCUGGUAUCUUCGUGACAGCCUAAUCGAUGUGGAUAUGUUAUCAAUGAGGAAUGUGACUAUUUAUAAUUCGAAUUCUAUGGAAAAUGAUCAGAAAAAGGAAAAGAUUGACUGGAACGGAAAGAAUCUGAUUCUCGACGGAACUGCACUGGAAAAUCUGAAUAUUGUACCAAAUGGCAGAGAUUCUCAUCUCACUUCCCUCUACUAUGUCAUUAACAAAUGCUCCACACCAUUUGGCCGUCGACUUCUCCGUUCGUGGCUUCUUCAACCGACUUGUGAUCCGAAAAAGCUCGAGCAACGACAGAAAGCCAUUAAGUGGCUCGUUUCACCGGAUGCCUCGUCAUUUAUGACGACUGCGACGGCUACGUUGAAAAAGAUUCCAGAUUUGGAUAGACUUUUGCAAAAAAUCCACACAAUUGGCCUCAAAUACCGUUCCGAAAAGCAUCCGGACAGUCGUGCAAUCUUCUUCGAUACAAUCAAAACAAAUCAGAAAAAAAUCGCCGAACUUUUGGCCGCAAUUGAUGGAUUCAAACUGUGUAAUAAACUGAGAAAAGAGUAUAUAAAAGUACAAAAAGAGGGUGAAGGAUGUGAAUUACUUGAUGAAUUACUUGGAAAUGAGCAAGAAAUGGAAGAAGUCGAUGAGAAUAUCUACUUUUUCGAGAAAAUGUUCGAUCGAAGCACGGCUAUGAAAGAUGGGAAAAUUGUGCCGAAUGCGGGAUGUGAUGAGGAAUAUGAUGAAGCUUUGAAUCGAGUGAAGGAAGCAUUGAAUGAAUUGAAUGAUUAUAAGGAUUCUGUUGCCAAGAAAUAUAGUUGCUCGAUCAAAUUCGUGGAUUCAGGAAAAGUAAAGUACCUACUGGAAAUGCCUGAAAACACGAAAGUCUCAUCGUCAUUCGAGCUGAAAUCUCGUCGAAAGGGCUUCAUCCGAUACUCUACACCGGAUUCUGAGCAACUGGUCGCCGCUCUUGAUGCAGUUGAAAAGGAAAAAUCAAAAUUGGGUGAUGAUGCGACUCGUCGUGUAUUCGAACAAUUUGGACACAAAAAUCCAAUUUGGUUGGAGACUGUGAAGCUUGUCUCGAGCUUUGAUGUGCUCACCUCAUUGGCUUUGUUCGCAAAAUCUUCUCCAUUCGAGAUGUGUAUGCCGGAAUUCGAUUUCAACGCCACGGAUCCUUAUCUGAUCGUUGACAAGGGUGUACAUCCAUGUUUGGCGUUACAAUCAAGAAAUGAAGUUACCCAGACAACAUCGUUCAUUGCGAAUAGUACCACAAUGGGAGCAUCUGAAGCUGCUGUGAUGCUUCUGACUGGUCCGAAUAUGGGUGGAAAAUCUACGUUGAUGAGGCAAACCGCUGUUCUGGCGAUUCUCGCUCAUAUUGGUUCAAUGGUUCCUGCCUUCUCGAUGCGGCUCACUCCAAUCGAUCGAAUUUUCACUCGUAUUGGAGCCAACGAUAGGAUUAUGUGCGGAGAAUCAACAUUCUUCAUUGAGCUAAAAGAAACUGAUAUUAUGCUCAAAAAUGCGACAAAGCAUUCUCUCUUGCUCGUCGACGAGCUCGGUCGUGGCACAAGUACAUUCGAUGGAACUGCCAUUGCUUCUGCUGUUUUACAAAAGAUUUCUGAUGAUUUGGCGUGUCGAACAUUCUUUUCUACACAUUAUCACUCGAUUUGUGACUCAUUUACUAAUCAUCCGAAUGUCAGAUUGGCCCAUAUGAAAUGUGUCGUGGAUAAGGAGAACAAUGAGGAUCCAACAAUGGAAGAUGUCACUUUCUUAUACGAACUCGAAUCUGGAAUUUGCCCAAAAUCCUACGGUUUCUAUGCAGCAAAACUGGCUGGAAUUGACCAUCAAGUCGUUCGAAAUGCCUAUUUGGAAAGCAAUAAAUUCGCAUCAAAUCUCAUCAUUGAUCCCAAAAUCCGACAUCUUGUUGAAUGUGCUCGUGACGAUAAUUUUGAUGUUGGAGAGUUGAAGCGAAUGAUUGAAGCCAUCUAAUUAUUCUUAAAUUUUCAAAUAUAUUUGUACGCAUAUUUUUUUUACGCUGCCCGUGUCAAGAUUCGCCCAUUUUAUCAAGAUCCGGUCAUAAAAGUCUGUAAA
Molecule: messenger RNA, 3664 nt
Organism: Caenorhabditis elegans
Lineage: Eukaryota; Metazoa; Nematoda; Chromadorea; Rhabditida; Rhabditidae
Gene: msh-6
Product: DNA mismatch repair protein
Exons: 8
Coding region: 2-3562 (1186 amino acids)
Biological process (GO): mismatch repair; DNA damage response
Molecular function (GO): ATP-dependent DNA damage sensor activity; ATP binding; mismatched DNA binding
Source: RefSeq, marked reviewed